This is a messenger RNA of Pararge aegeria (speckled wood butterfly), 1881 nucleotides long. RefSeq lists its product as uncharacterized. The record is from RefSeq and is a predicted model, not a curated record. The coding region runs from base 1 to 1881 and encodes 626 amino acids. NCBI's taxonomy places the organism in Eukaryota, Metazoa, Arthropoda, Insecta, Lepidoptera, Nymphalidae. Gene Ontology annotation, molecular function: nucleic acid binding; zinc ion binding. The transcript has a single exon.
AUGGACAUGUCAGAAGAGGCCAGUUCGGACUGUAGCCUCAUAACUGUAGAGACCAGACCCAGAUCGGAGUCUGAGUCUUCUUGUCAUGCGUCUGGCUCAGGAUUUGGCCGUCUGUGGAAGGGGCCGAAAAGGCCGCGACUUGGGGAGUUCGACGUUCAACUGUCGCUGUCCUCUGAGGAGGAAAUAAAAGAAGCGCUAUCUCCCCGUCGAGGGAGGGGCAGGCCACGCCUCAGUAAGGGCGACGGUAUGUCGACCGAUGAAGAUAGGCCGGGGACACCAGUUCCUGUGAGAGGUAGAGGACGUCCACCUACCCAUGGUCGCUAUGUCGGUCUGAGUAAAGCUAGGGAGAACAUGGCAGAAGAAAAAGCCCAGGCGAAACAAAAGGCGGAGGAUGACCUCCUCAAGGAGGCCGCCGUCGCCCGUUUUCGGCGGGAGACGCGCAAAGAAGUGGCAUCUCCAUUCGGGCAACGUGUGGACGAAAAGACCGCAGCCCGACUGCAGGACCAGGUCUGGGAAGACUUGGACCUUAUUAGAAAGGUGGCCACUAAGUCUGCCCACUUAAAGGGCACCUUCGUGCGUGACCUGAAAGACGCUGUGGCUUCCAUCAAGGAGACAGUAGAAGUUCUCGGGUCGCGCACCGUUUCGGAUGAGACGCGGCGACUGCAGGCGGACAACACACGCCUGCAAGCCGAGAUGGCUAGCCUCCGCAGAGAGCUGGCCCAAUUGCGGACAGACAUGGAGGGUAUGCGGAAGCAGGGUUCCGCUCACUCUUCCCCGGACAAGACAGAAGAGGCGCCCCCUGCAAUGCGUCCUCCUCAACCAGGCACAACUGGCCGCCCUGGGGUUACCCCAGAUGCGCCUUCACUGGAGGAGAUUUGUCGUACGGUGAUGGUCCAGGUCGGAGGAAUGAUGAAUGCCCGCCUGGCGUCACUAGAGGAUAGACUGCUCCCGGAGAGGAACCUCCGGCCGCCUUUGGCGACCGACAAAAGACGAGACGGGCGCACAUAUGCUGCCGCGGCUUCGGGAUUUGCUCCAGACACCGCAAAACCGCCUACUGAAGGCGCACCUCCAGGAUCCGCCCGAUCUGGACACAGCAGGCUUGCAGGGCAAGAGCCCUCUGCAGCAACCCGGCACCCAGCUGGGCCUAAGUCGAGUCGGCCACAAGCAAGGAAGGCAAAAGAGGACCCGUCUUCUUCCUCUUCUACCCCACCUUCCGGGGAUAAGAAGAAAAAGAAGAAGAAGAAGAAGAGAACGAAAAACCAGGAAGCUUGCGCAAACCAGGAGCAGCGGAAGACACAGUCAUCGGCGGAAUGGACGAGAGUAGGUCCCAAGGCGCGACCUGAUGCGAAAAGUCGCGCCAGCAAACUCCGCACACCUCGGUCAUCAGCAGUAGUAUUGACGCUGCAACCGGGGGCGGAAGAAAGAGGCGCGACUUAUGCAAAAGUCAUUGCCGCUGCGAAAGCGAAAAUAAACGCGGCAGACAUUGGUGCUCAAGGAGUCCGACUUCGUAAGGCGGCGACAGGAGGCCGCCUGUUCGAAUUCCCUGGGGCCUCCAGUGCUGAGAAGGCGGACUCCUUGGCUGAAAAGCUCAGAGAGGUCUUGGGUGACGAGGUUGUUCGGAUCUCUAGGCCUUUGAAGUCUGUUGACCUGCGGAUCACAGGCCUGGACGACUCCGUCACCAGCGCCGAGGUUAUCGCUGCGGUGGCAACGAUAGGAGGAUGUCCCGUCGAGCAAGUGCGGGCUGGCAAAGUUGUCAGUGGCUAUCGCUGCGGCCGACCGGGUCAUAAGGCCCGUGAAUGCUCCGCUUCACCACAUUGCGUGGUCUGUGCGGCGGAUGGCAGACCGGCGGAACAUCGCGUGGGCAGCAAGUCCUGCGUAUAA